Molecule: messenger RNA, 5707 nt
Organism: Frieseomelitta varia
Lineage: Eukaryota; Metazoa; Arthropoda; Insecta; Hymenoptera; Apidae
Exons: 8
Coding region: 717-3719 (1000 amino acids)
Biological process (GO): transmembrane transport
Molecular function (GO): monocarboxylic acid transmembrane transporter activity
Source: RefSeq, a predicted model, not a curated record
GCUGUCGAGCGUGGCCGCGCGGACAGCCGCACGAUUCUUAACCGACGCGCGGUUCUCCGGCCAGUUUGCCUGCUGAGCGUGACGCGCUCGGUUCCUUCCACCGUUCGUAUCCUCGACGCGAACUUCAAAUCGGUAUCACGUUGCCACCCUAGAUCACGUGCCUAGCAUCGGUCGAAUUUGCCACAAGCUGAAGAAGCUUUCCUGUCUACGCUCUAGCGAGCGAGUAUAAUCUACUGUCACCGGUAGUGACAACGGACAACAGAAUUGUGUAACUGCGACUGCAAGUCAAAAGUACGUACGCACGAAAUCCUCUUGCGUCCUCCUAACGUCAACGUCAGAACGAACGCGAUGUUUGCAAGUUCGAAUCUAAGAAUGAGAGAAAGAGAGAGAGAAAAUUGACGGUAGAACGUCGUUUCGCAAAAUAGACGAAAAGUGAACGAUGUAAAAUGUGCGUCUUCGUGAGCAUUGGAUACUUUGAUUCUCGAGGUACGAGUCGAGCAGGCAAUUCGAUCGUCGCGACUUGAUCCAGUCGUUCUCUCUCUCUCUCUCUCUCUCUCUCUCUCGUCGAAGAGUUCUUUCUUAGUGAAGUAAAGAAUCGAAGAUCCUUCGGUGAAGGGGAAAUGGAAGAGGCAGACGAGACAGAGAAUCGGCGACGAAAACGGCGAAGACGACGAAGACGCGAAUGGGAAGAGGCUUGAGAACGCCAGAGGCUGACAAUGGCUGCCUCUCGCGUCGAUCUGGAAAUCGGCGACGAUCCAACGACAGCCGCCAACAACAAGUCAUCGAUCCCCCGCGAUUCCGAAAGAAAUUCGAGUGAAAAGAUCGCCAACGACGUCGAGAGGGGACGCAAAGUCACGAAUAAGAAUGACGGAAUGGGAAGAGCGGUCGUCGCAGAGGACCAUCGCGGGACAUCCGGCAAAGACGAAGCUCAAGGACGAAACUCAAUGGUCCACGAACGCCCGGGGAGGAGCGGAUUGCCUUUUGCCUUCGUUCAAGACGAAGCGAGCAAAAGUUGGCGAACCGCGGAGCUCGACGAAACGAAACAAAGUUUCAACGUGGAGACGAAGGAGCCGAAAGAUUCGAUUUGGCAGGAAACAAAGUUCUCGGCCGAGGUGAAACGGGCCAACGUGGACCUCGGGGCCGACAAUUCGACACAGAUUAGGAAACCGAGUAGCAGUCGAACGAAGUCGAGGAAGAAGCCGGAGAACAGUCAGGCGUCGAUCUCCGCCAUGGUUAUCUAUAAACUGGCAGGUUCGACCAAGCAUCGUGGAUCGCGAGAGAGCGCCGGUAAGAACGAUCGACGCGAACUUUCACCGCCGCGUAGACCACGGGGUCACGGGAAUUUGAUCGUUGAUACGACGACGGGAGGUGGGGUCGAGGGUUUGGCAAGAUCUCGAGCAGAAGCACCUCGUAAACUGGCCGAUUCUCCGAUAGACAGGGCGACAGAGUCGGCGAUAAAAGGACGCGAAGACGUCGAGACGAGGGUAACUCGAUCGUCAGCCAGCCAGGAGAGCCCUCGCGUCAGCGAACCUCGAUCCUCAAACGACGUGACGCCCGUUCGUCAACAAGCGAGGAAGAACCAAUCCGGUCGAGCCAAGUGCUCGAACUGCGGCGAGCCGCAUUCCUCUCACGAUAAGUCCUCGCCGUGUAAAUACUCGGGACUGUUGGAGUGCGAGGUGCGACUGUACAACGGGGAGAACAACGCGAAAGAGAAUCGAAACGGAAGAGAGACGAAACGCGAGACCCCGGUUGCGUCGUUGCUGUACCGGAGCAAGUCCCUGCCACGAUUGUCCGUGCACGAUAGCGGCGUGGCGUGCAGCGGGAACGAGCAAUCGCCCGCCGCCGGCCACGCGCACAAUUCCAAGCAGUUGCUGGCUGAUUUAAAGCAACUGCACACGUUGAAGCAACAUUACUACCCGGAAGGAGGCUGGGGAUGGGUGGUGCUGUUUGUCGGGACGCUGGUGCAGAUGCUGUCCCACGGAGUGCACGGAUCCAGCGGGAUCUUCUUGCAGCAGGUGGCCGGCAAGUUUGGCCAUCCUGUGUACUCGGAGCCAGGGUGGCUGGGAGCGAUGUCGACGGGAGUGGCUCUGCUAGUUUCACCGGUAACAAUAGCGUUUUGUCGGAGGAAAAGUACAAGACUCACCGCGGUUUUGGGUGGCCUGGUUACAGCGCUCGGUUGCCUUUUCACUUCCUUCGCCUCGCAGUUCCACCAGUUGUUCUUCAGUUACGGCACAGUUGUCGGUAUAGGGGUUGGCAUGACGAGGGACUGUAGCACGCUAAUGGUAGCGCAGUAUUUCAAGAGGCGAAGGGAACUGGUCGAGAUUUUCAUCGUGUCCGGAAGUGGCCUCGGCAUCGCUGUCAUGUCGGCUUUCAUAAAAGGAAUGAUCAGCAAAAUCGGUUGGCGCUUGGGCCUUCAGGCAGUGACGGGCGUGGUUUUCCUGACGUUCAUCUUGGGUACGUUUUAUCGAAGCGCGUCCCUGUACCAUCCGCAACGCCGAGCCAUCCUGCACUUGAAGAAUCAGAAACGCAAAAUUAAAGACAAGAACAAGACGGACGACGGGCCACCGUUCUUCGACUUCAGCACGCUGAAGAGCAAAACCGUGAGAAUACUGUUGGUCUCCACCGGAAUAUCCGCCUUCGGGAUCAACACCCCGAUAUUUUACUUGGCACAUCAGGCUGAAGAAGAAGGUCUCGGUGACACGGUGAUCCUGCUUCAAGCUUAUCUCGGCUUGGCCUGGACCCUCGGCUGCGUUGCAUUCGGCCUUUUGGUUGUGCAUCGCAGCGUCGAGUGCAGGAUAGCGCGUCAGUAUCUUACGCAAGCGGCGAUAUUUGUAUGCGGGUUGUGCAUUCUGGCCCUCACCGCCGUUCAAGGAAAUUAUCACGGAUACGUGUUGUUCGCCUGGAUUUACGGCAUCUUCUGCGGUGGUUACCACUACAGUCUCAAAAUGUACACCUACGAGAGAGUCAGAGCAAGAAACUUUGCAAGAACGUGGGGUUUCGUGCAAUGUUCCCAAGCUAUACCGAUAGCGAUCGGAGUUCCAAUUUCAGGAUACAUGAACAUCAACUAUGGCGGGAAGGCGGGUUACUACUUCAGCUCGACGUGCGUUCUGGUAGGCAGUUUCACUCUGUUCUUCAUAGACCUCCACAGAAGAAAUUUAUCGAGGCACAAGCACACACGGUCCAAUGGGACCAAGCAUCUCUGCGUUUCGAACAACUGUCCACAACGACGGAAGUUGUCGUUCAGCCAGGAACCAGAGAACGACGGCCCGCACGUGGCUGCCGCUGGCGCAGCCGCGGCUGCUCUCGUGCUCGGUGCUGAAAUCGUGCCGAAUCCAGGUGAAUUGAUCGAUGGCCUCGCUCCGGAGAAGCCCGAAUUGACGUGCAUCUCCGAGGAAGGAAUCGCGGACAUGGAUCUUCCUGACAACAUGCUCGAGGACCUCGAUUACAUCGGCGACUGCAUCACGUCGUGCAACAAGGUCGAGAACUAUCUAAUGCUGUCGGAGUUCGAGAACAAUCUGAUAGCGGAAAUGCCGAUAAUCACGGAUCGCCGGGGUCGAAGGUGGUCUCUGGCGCGUUCGAAGGGCGGCCAAUCGAAUUUGGAUCGGCCAUCGGGGCCUCAAUCGAGUAACGAGGAGACCGAUGCCAAGACCAAAUGGCAUGUGACUAAUGUGCCUCCUGCUAAUAGGGUCAUCACAGUGAUUGACGAGGCAAGCACGUAACUCCAGGAAACUGUCAACACUCUCUGUGUUAAUAAGUGCUUCCGAAUGAACUUGUACGAUUCGUAGACGAAUGCUUGAAUCAUUUACUUUCCUUCGAGCCGUGCUGUAAUUUUCAGUACAAUAAGAAGCAGACCCGUCUUGGCACGUUUUCACUUCGAUCGUUCACUGUCGGUACAAGCGAGGUCGGUAUAUAAGUCAAAAAUGAGUGUUUUACGAAUUUUGUUGGAAGUAACGCAUUGAGGGCAAUAGCAAAAGAAAAAACGAAUGGAUGUUAUUACGUAAUUGUUAUGCAAUGUGAACGGGAGGCUCGAGAAUCGAAAAGAAAGAACGAACCGAGUUCCUAGAAAAAGUGGGAGGGUUAUCUAAUUGUAAGAGGCUGACGUUUCUCGUUAAUGCGCUGCCUUCGAUCGUCUGUCUCGUUUGUUCCUCUAUGAUUUAAGAUACUGUUAGAGAUCGUGUUAGCGAUAGUUUAGCGAAUAGUGACGCGUCAACCUGGACAGCGUGGAACGUCCUUGCGAGGAUGUGGGAACGCGGGUGCAAUUAAGGACAAUAACGUCGGCUUUCGACGAGAGGAACCACGGAAACGUUCCGUCCACAUGGAAAUAGCCUCGACUCGCGUCGACGUCUUUGUUUAAGCUUCGUGCUAGUUCACUGCCACGCGUAGAUGCACUGAUUGAACGAUCUUUCGUCCAACAAAAGAAAGAAAAAAGAAAAAAAGAUCGAAGUACGUUUAAACGAAAAGCUUCAAUAGAAAAUUAAAAUUUCUUGGUAAACAAAUUUUACAAAAAAAAAAAAAAAAAAAAAAAAACUGACUUUUGCCGAUCAUUCAGGAAACGAAGGGAAGAUCGAUCGAUCGACUGCGAAUGUAAAAGUCGUUACCUAGAAUUUAUCCUCUUCGGGAAGGAAACCGCUUCUUACACGUAGGCAAUGCUAGCUAAAGAUAUUGAAACUAGUCCAAAACGAAAAUUCGUAUGCAGCGACAAAUGGUAUGGUAUAACGAUACUACGGAUAGUGAGAGUACAUAUGUGAGAGUAUAUCGUUGUGUUAUACAUUAUAUCGGUCGAGACGUUUUAAAAGAAUUUUCAUGCGUGCAGCGUUUCUCUUUCUGUGAUGUCGAGCAAACCGCGAUCGAUAUAAACGCAAAGAGAUAACGACGUUAUUUAUUUAUCAAACUAUUUAUAUUAGAAUUAUACAUACGCAUGCCAUGUACAUACAUAUACACACGCGCGCGCGCGCGCGCGCACGCACACACACACACACACACACACACACACACACACACACACAUAGACGUUUAUAUUCGUAAUAAUAAGCGUAUACACACGCGUGCGGUAUUAUAAUGCAGAUUACGAGUCAGAUGUUCCGAGAUAGUUGAUUAAAAACAAUUCCAAGCCAACCGGAUGUCGAAGCCAGGCUGGCGUUACAAUAACGUGUAAUAUUUCAACACGAUAAUUUUGUUCAAAAAACGAUGUUGACCCGUUAAUGGUCAACGUUGCGUCAAUACAACUUUUUUCUCGAUUCAAGUUAAUACAUUCUAUUUUCUAACAUUGCAGUCACGUUACAAAUUUUCUCUGUAAUCUACAUAAUUGGUUUAUUUUCUUAAGCAAAGUACCUAUUAUUCCAAUAAUGCUGCAAUUUUUACGUAUCAUUUUAUUAUCUGGUCCUUGACGGGUUAUUGACAAACGAAAAGCCUGAUAAACAUUUAAUAUCAAAAUAAGAACCAGUCAGAGAUUGUUUUUAACAAGACGUCAUUUCAACGAUCCGACACACUUGCCCGCGUCGCGUUAGUUACGUUUGUUGCAUUACGACGUUAUCACGAUGAUAACGGAAGGCUGCUAGUCGAACGCGUCGUACGAACGACGCGAAAGAACAAUAAUUUACAAAUUACUGUUUAUUACAUGCCAUAGCAAAAAGAAGCAACACCGAACAAACUGCCUAUAUUGUAAUAUUGUAACGUUGUUAAUACAGAAAUCUGAUUUUAUCAAGUA